AGGUGUUCAAAAGAAUCAAGAACCUGAUGUCAUACCACGAGCCGAGCCUCAGAGUCCUGGCACUGGAUGUUAUCAGCUACGGAUGUCAGGAUCUCAUGGAUUAUGAGAGUAGGCGACUUGAUACUAGAUAUUUUUUAUCAAUGUUAAUAAUAUGAAUCAUGUAAAAAAAAUUUGUUUAAUUUAUUAUCAUAUUCCACCCAUACACUAAACUGGAAAGUGUAAGGAUAAGAUUAUAAUUAAUGUUUUAAUAAUUGUAAAGCGCUUAGAGCUUUAUGAUAAGCGCUAUAUAAAAAUGCCUAAAUAAAAUAAAAAUAAAAUAAUGUGAACAAGAGCAACAAGGACGGCCUAAAUAUAUUGUCUUGUCAUUUUAUAAGCUUCCUGGUAUUAACCUGUCUGACUUUUAAGCUGUGUUUUACCUUCCUCGCAGGAGAGCUUCUGCCUCAGAUCCACCAACUGUGGCCAGGCUUGGCUUGUUUGUUUCAUCAUCAAGAGAAAUUUGUUGUCAUUAAGGUAUGCAAUUUGCUGUCAUUAAGGUUUUAAAUUUGUUGUCAUUAAGUUAUGCAAUUUGCUGUCAUUAAGGUAUGCAAUUUGUUGUCAUUAAGGUGUGAAACUUGUUGUCACUGAGGUGUGAAAUUUGUUGUCAUUAAGGUAUGACAUUUGUAGCCACUGUCUUAUGGAAACAUUAUGAACUGUCUUGUCCCCUGUUGUUUGUACGUACCCGUGCAUCUUGCAACCUCAUGGUUUACUGUUCUUAGCAUAGUGAUAUUUUAAGUAAAACAUUCACCGAUGUGAACAAUUAAUUUAUGGCCCUGACUGUACUACUAUUUAAUAAAUCACCUCGACUUACAACUCUUCUGUUGCAAAUUGUGAUUGUUUUAUGCCAUUAUUGAAUUGGACAUAUAAAUUAAUUGUAAGAGACCCAGACAAGUUAACUCCAAAGGACCCAGCCAAUGUUGUAUUUAUUUUUUUAGGCUAUGCAGACUUUACUUGCUCUAACCAAUCUAAGUGGGGAUUUCAUCAGGUCAAGGGUCAUGAAGGAAGUUGUUCCAGGUGUUGUCCAGUACAUGGAGAAACAAGGAAACAUAAGGUUUUUAACGUGUACAAUUAACAUAGGCAUUUUAUUGUUAUGCCACCACAUCACCACAUGCAAUGUAAUGUGUCAGGCCUUCAUAAAUGUUAUUUUUUGUUGGUUCCAGUCUUUUAUUUUAAAAAAAAUAUUAUCAUUUUUUAAUUUUAAGAUGCUUCCAAGUGCAAUCAUGGUGUUUACUAUUUAUGUCCAAAUAACUAUAAAUAUUUAUGUCCAUGUAACUGAUAGGUGGAUAAAUGAAGUAAAAUGUAAGCCAAUUUGUGUAAUGUGUAUAAAUAUAUUGCAGCUCUGAGAGCAGAUCUGCUUAUCUUCACACCACCAACUACAAGCUACAGUUGUGUGUUCUCUCAACACUUGGACCCCUUGCAAAAAAUGUAAGUUGAAAAAAAAAAAUAAUAAAAUUAGUUAUUUUUUAUUAUACUUAGGUUAAAACGUGAAUAGUUACUUCAAUAUGUUAGCAUUUCUUUUUACAAAACAAAGUGUUAAUUAUGAUGUUAUAAAUUGUUACUCAAAAGUUACUUUUCACUUACACAAUGCACCCAAAGAAUUUAAGAAAUUUAAAAUGUUGCAAUGAGCAGACUUAACAUUGAAUAGAUAUUUUUUUUCUAACUUUAAAUAAUGAGAAUUUCAAGAUCUACAGUUUUGAUUGGUUUUUAUAGUUGUAGUCUGGGUCAGCUGUAAUUCCUGUGAACCAUUAUAUUUUAAAAUAAUUCCUCAUCACAACAAUUUUUAUUUCACUUAACAACAUUUCUUAUUUGGAUUCCAGCUUGCUUUAGAUGGGAAUGAUUUGAAUACAUUGGUGAACAUCUGCCUUCCAUAUUUGUCUGACCUUCAACCUUUGCCUCUGCAGAAUGUAAGUAUCUGUAAAUGUGGUGCGCAAUCUACAGAGGACAUGCACACUACCAUGCAAUUUAUAACCACCAACCUACUAAAUUAAUUAUUUAGGAAAUGAUUUAUUUAUUUAUUUCAAAAGGAGGUCUUGAUUUGUGGAGAAUAUGUCAUUCUUUGCACUCAUUUUUGGCCCAUAAGAGAAUAAUAAAUGUAUUUGCUUUAUUGUUGAAAAGGCUUUGCAUCAUUAUUUUGAAUUCACGUUGCAUUCAAAUUUUAUAUCCAAUAUGUUUAAAAUAUUUAGUCAUACUCACACAUAUUGUAUUAAUACAACUUUUCUUUAAUUUUAUUUGUGCAUCAUGGGUAAUAUUAAAGAUCAUAAUUGUAUAAUUGUUUCACAAAACAUGUUUCCAGGCUGCGGUUGAAUCAUUCUCAAUGUUCAUAGACCUUGACCCUGAUGCCCUGUGGUACACCUUGUGUGAGGUUUACUGUCCAGUGAUGCUGACUCCACCUGGUUCUGAGUUUCUGUCUAUUAGUGUGAGUUCACUUAACCCUCUUAAACUCUACACUUGGUGGAUAAUACAAAAUCCCUAUAAACAUAGUAGUUUAUAAAUUUGAAUUUAAACGGCAUAUUUUGUUUUAACAUUUCUAUUUAUUUCUUCAACUUUUGAUAAUUCCUUUAGAAUUUAGAAUUUUAAGCUAUUUUUCGUGGGGAAGGGGGGGGGGUAGUUGCUGAAUGUUCUUUUCUGGUCCAGAAGACUUAUGUUUAAUCUAGAUAAUGUAAGUCCAGAUAAGACCCUUAAAAUUACAAUUAUCUUGUUGCUCAGAGAAUGAAAUAAGCUGUGGUAAUGGAGAAUAGAAUACACAAAAAUCAGUAUGGCAAACGUGUUAAAUUAAUGGAAAAGUCAUGUGAUACUUCAUUAUAAUACAUGUUGUGCGUACAUUCAGCUAAUUUUUUUUUUUUUUUUUUUUUCAGUUUCCAUAUGGCCCAAACAAACAAAACAGAUUUUCAACAAAAAUCACUGAAAUUUUCAAUGAGCACUUUUUAUGAUCAUUUAAACAAAUCAAUCCCUUGUUGUGCGUACAUUCAGAUAAUUUUUUUUUUUUUUUUUUUCAGUUUCCAUAUGGCCCAAACAAACAAAACAGAUUUUCAACAAAAAUCACUGAAAUUUUCAAUGAGCACUUUUUAUGAUCAUUUAAACAAAUCAAUCCCAUUGAAUACUAGUCAUUCAACUGUGCACAUCAUUUUCACCAUAAUUAAACUCUGAAUCACUUCAUUUAUUCUUUUUAUGUCAACUCUUGAAAUAAAUAAAUAAGAUUAUUGUGAUGGUUCGAUUCAGUGAGCUAAUGGCAUUGUAUCAAAAUGUGUAUGAGUGCAUGAAUAUAUGAUGUAUAUUUUAUACAAAUAUUGAUGAAUAAGUGUGACUUGAAUUCAAAUGUAACUACCAAGUCUUUCUUCACAGGGGCCUGUAUACUUUUGUGUAGCAAUUAAAUGACAACAUUUAUUUAUGCAAUCGGCAACAUUUUUUCUUUAAGUCACCCAAAUAGAAACUUUUCUUGAAUAGGACAAACUCAAGAAAAGACCAAUGAUUGGUUAGACUUCAAUGAAAAAUUUUAUUUUGUAAAGAUUCAGAACUUUUUUAGCACUAAUUAAAAACUAUAAUUUUUAAAGACUUAAAUUUUUCAAAGUGGCUAUAGGGACCUGGAAAAGAGUGAGGGGUUGGGUUUAUUCGGGCCUGGGUGCCUAUAGACUAAAUGCUAUUUGGAUGUUAUUUGUGGUAGUUUAUUUUAGUUAAACUGAAGAAGGAAUUUUACAAACAUAUAGUCCAUUCAAUUAUCUUUUAUUUGAUACUGAAUUUUGUUAUACAAACCCAACAAUAAUAUUUUAAAUAUUUUUUAAUAAACCCAACCUCUCACUCUUGGAUCCCGGGACCGAAUAGCCGCAGCCUAAAUUUUUACUAUUUGCUUUUCCAUCUUGUUUGUUGUAAUUUUUUUUUUUUACUCACGUCAAACAUUGUUCAGUUUAUCUUUUUCUUGUGCAGUGGUCACCUGAAAGUGAAA
Messenger RNA from Lymnaea stagnalis (great pond snail), 3976 nucleotides. The record is from the annotation of a GenBank genome assembly. NCBI's taxonomy places the organism in Eukaryota, Metazoa, Mollusca, Gastropoda, Lymnaeidae.